Molecule: messenger RNA, 7041 nt
Organism: Schistosoma margrebowiei
Lineage: Eukaryota; Metazoa; Platyhelminthes; Trematoda; Strigeidida; Schistosomatidae
Source: the annotation of a GenBank genome assembly
AUUGGAUAUAGGACUGACCUUCGUGGAGUUUCAAAAACCGGACUGAUGUCCUCUUUGAAUGUCGAAUACUUGUAGCCGGUUGUUGCUAUCGACUGACCAACUAAAUCUACCAAUAUGCAACCGACAUAUUUAGAACCUUUGGGUUCAGUUAGUUUCUCAAAAUUCAAGACCGAUAUAUCGUUGAGGAAUACAACGCAAAUCGUCUUCAGUUCAUCUUCAGCAACUGUAUGUCUAUACGAUAUACACAAACUUGAAUGUUUUCGUGACAGUCCAAAUUGGUCACAUCAAUUUACAUGGAUACCUAUUUUAGAUUUAAAAUAUUUAUUGGAUAAUGUAUCAGACUCUCCUGAUGAUUUGUACAAUUGGCAUAUUAGUAAAGUUAUGUUUGUAAAUACUUCAACUACGGCAAGGCAAUCUCUAGCAGCAGUUCUUGUAAAUAUCAACCAGAAUCGUUCACUUGUCUGUUUUUUUCGCUCAUUGAGUACAGCAAAAUGUAACAUAACUAUUUUAGUAAAUGGAGCACUAACCUCACUGGAGUGGUUGCCUCUUAUCGAUAUAGGAUGUAGGCCAUCGGAAUCGCACUCAAUGAACUCUACUAUGGAUAUUACGGAUCAAGAUAUUUCCAAAGGAACAAACAAAACUUUAAGCUCCGUUUUAUCAAUUUUUGAUGGUUGUUUCGCUCUCGGUUUUCAGCAAGGGCUUGUAGGUUUACUGGAUAUGUGUCUAACACAUACUCGUGAUGAUUUAUUAAAUGAUAUACCUGAGACAUCAAUUGCAGUUGAAAGAUCACAUUGUUUAAAUUGUUUUUCUUGUAAACAACCAAUAUCUCAACCAUCUAAUGAUAAUAUAGAACACUCACUAGUAUAUCUUGACGCCUCAGUUCUUCGAUGGAAUGAUUUUACAUAUAAAUCUGUCAGUGGUAAAACAUUAUCUUCAAUCCCAUCUGCUGGUGUCUACGUGUCAGCCUUAAGUUAUAUUCCACAACUUCAAGGUCUUGCUGUCGGCUUCAGUUUUGGUGGUUGGCAAUUAUGGUCAUUAGAUCGACUGAAUAUGGAAUUUUGUUUGCGACAAGCUACUCCAGCUACUCCUGUGGUUAGUUUCAACUUUCUAGAACCUUCGGAUGAUCCACGAUUUUGUUGUUUUAUUUGGGUUGGUUGGCAAUCAAAACAAGAAACUGAAAGUGAUGGUGUGUUUAGAUUUACUGGGAAACAGGAUUCCGCAGGAAACUUCCAAAGUCCAACAGUAAAAUUAUUCCAGUUAUCCUAUAGACGUCGUUAUGAAUUAUUUUCAAAUAAACAUAAAGAAUUCAAUUUCUAUUACCAGGACUUAAUUGGUAUUGCAGAACGUUUAUCUACAACAUUAUCUGGGGAUAAAAUUGACGAUAGUAAACCUCAAUACACAUCUAGAUUACUUUCUGUUCAAUCACUUCAUGCACCGGGUGAUUUCAUUAUGGAUAAUAAUAAUUAUCAUCAUCCCAAUAAUAAUAAUAAUCCUGUCAUCAGUCAUUCUAUAGGAAUGAUACGUUUAAUUGCUUUCAUAUGGAGGUUUUCCGAAUCUGUCAUUCGUAUUGGUCUGUUUGAUUUGGAUCGAUGGUAUCAUGCACAAAUGCCAACCUAUAUCAGAUCUGAUGACACGUUUGUUUCUAUUUUUGAUGCAUUAAUUCCAAAUCAAAAAGUACACUUAUUGCACACCUAUUUAAUUGAAUCAAGUUUAAUGUCAUUUUGGAGUCGUAUUGUUAAACGUGAAUCAAAUUUAAUACAAUUUUGUCAAUCUUAUCCUAUAUUAAUAAAUUCAAAUAUAAAUUCUACCAAUAAUCAUCAUCACUAUAAAAGACCACGUCCAAUUCCUGAAAUAUUUCUACGUCCAUCUUCAUUAUCAUUUCAUUGUCUUAUAUUUUGGACUAAUGAUAUAUCUUAUAGUAAUAAUAAUAAUAUAUUAAACUUUUCUAUUACACAACAACAUCGUCAUCAUCGUACUACUACUAAUAAUACUACUAAUACUACUCAUCAGUAUUAUGAUUGUAUCUAUCAUCUUAGUCGAAUUAUGUUUGUAUCAUAUCAAGAAGAAUGUCUUGUAGAAUUGAAUCAAUUUAUAAAGAAAUCAUCAUUAAAUUAUAAAAAAUUUAAUAUUAUUCAAUGGUUAUCUAAUGCAUGGAAAUAUGGUCUACUUGAAUCACCAGGUUUAGAUCAAUUUGAUGAUGAAGAAGAAUUUAUGAACUUAUUAAAUUUUACACAAAAUACUACUUUAAUAAAGAAUAAAUAUACUACUGAUAAUACUACUACUAUUAAUGAUUAUGGUAUUCAUUUAACACUUGGUGAUUAUUAUGAUCAAUCAAUUAUUGAUAGUUUAAAUAAAUUAUUAUAUAAUUUAACAACAGAACAAUUCAAUAGUAAUACUAUUGUGGAUGAUGAUCAUGAUCAUAAUGAUGAUGAUUGUAUUUCAUCAAAACGUCAUUGUAAAUAUCGUCGAAUUGAUCAAUCAGUCAAUUCAUUAUAUAGUAAAGGAAUAAAAACACUUAAAAAGAAAUAUCAAUAUUCUUUAGAUCCUUGCUGGGUAUUAUUAGCUAAUUGUCUUUUAGAACAUGGUUGUAUUAAUGUAUUAAAGAAUUUGGAAAAUUUAUCUCCACUUGGACAAGAUUCUCCAAUCAAUCUAAAUUUCAAAUAUAGUUGGAUAUGGCUACGAUUUUGUAGAUUGAAAUCUCGUUUCGACAAAUUGACAAGUGUACUAUUUAUGCCAAAGUCAUCAAAUGAAGUGGAAUCAGUUUUAUCGAAUUCAACAGAUCAUGGUCAUUCAAGAAUACCCGAUCUUUUAGAGUUGGGCUGUACGAUUAAUCAAAUUCAACUAUUGGCAACAUUGGCAAAACAUUGGUUCAUUGGGAAAAAUAACAAUUCCAUUAAUAAUAGUCCUAGACGAUUUCAUUUAUCAACUAAAUUAUCGUUAACUUCAAGACAACAUCCUAUAGAAUUCAGUAUUAAAACAUAUUUAUCCUAUGCAAAACUUGUAGUGUUUCUAUUUCGUUUAGGUUUAUUACCACAAGCAAAUGAAAGAUUCAAUGACAAUAAAUUCUUUACAGAUUCAUCUUAUCGAAUCAAUAGUACAGUUCUCUUACCGUACAAUUCAUCAAUGCUAACUCAAACAAUUUCUGAAUUACGAUGUACACGGCACCAUCCUGUUGAUUUUGAUAUGAAUAAUAAUAAUAAUAAUGACUGUAACAUUAAUCGAUUAACAUCUAUUAGUGACCAUAUUCUUUAUUCUUCACUUCAAGCACCAUCAAAGCAUCUCAAUAAUAGUAAUCAUACAUUUGAUAAUUAUUUGACUAAUAAUGAAGUCCAUGAUAUCUGGAAGGAACAAGAACACUUAACAUCGUCGUCAUCAUCAGCUACAUUAAAACCAACAAAUUCUAAUCGAAAUCAAUCUUCAUUAGAUAAUAAUGAAUUACCAAAUUGGUUAAAUUAUCCACCGAAAAAUUUACAAUCAUUAUGUGCUUUAUGGCAAUUACCAUAUAAUCGACAAAUUAAAAAAUCACGAUUAAUUAUACUUGGAUUUAUAUUAUGUGAUUCAGCAGCUGAAACAUUAUUUCAUCAAUCAAAUUAUGAUGAACAUUAUAACGGUCCUAUCGAUGAAGAUAAUACUGAUGUUAAUAAUAAUAGUAAUAAUAAUGUUAGGAGCAAUGAGAAGACUCAAACUACUCAAAUAAUUGAUAAUAUCAAAUCUACAAAUUCCAGUAGUUUACGUGCAUUACAACUGUGUCGUUAUGUAAUGUCUUUAUUUAUCAAAGAAUUCCCUUCAGUUUAUUCUCUUAUCCCUACAAUUAUAUCACUUUGGCUUAUGGAUCGAGGUUAUUUUCAAGAGUCCAUAUCCUCUGAUAUCAUAUCUUUCAUUAUGAACUCUACUGAAAUACAGUCAUCAAUACCAUCAUACUAUCAAAUCCAUAACGAUCUUUUUCCAAAUCAAACUAAUUUAAUCAUACAUUUAUUCAAGAAAUACGGUCAAGGAGAUUUAAUUCAUGACUUACUGAAACAUUUAACCAAUUAUAAUAAUAACAAUUCUUCAUCAUUGGAUUACAAUCCAAACAACUUGAAAGUACAACUGUCGUUUCAACAGUUAUUCAAUAAGAUUACUACUAAUUCUACCAUUGUGAAUAAUAAUAGUGAUCAUAAAUUAAACAUGAAACCUAUUGGUGCUCCAUAUUUGGCUUUGUCAAAAUUACGUAAUUUAAUUCAUAAAAUGAAUCGUUUACACAACCAAACACCUUUACCAACAAAAGUAUUGAAUUCCGUUGACAAAUUAGCUCGUAAUUCUUUAAUUCAAUUAGCUGAAAUAUGUAGACAAGCUGGUCGUUUAAGUGAUUUGAUUAGUUUAGGUUUAAAUAGUUGGGAAGCAAAAGUAUUAUUUGAAUAUUAUGAGAAAACUGGACAACAGAAUUUAUUAUUUCAUUGUUUAAUUGCACGUUCACAAUAUCAGACUGCUCUGGAAAUAUUUAAUAAUUACCAUGGUGUUUUACCAUAUAAAACUAGAUUGUUACAUGGUAAUACAACUAAUUCUAUUGUUGAUCAUGAUGAACAUGUUCAACGAUUACAACAACUUGAUUUAAUGAUACAAUUAAUGAAUUCAUGUCUUCCAUUAUUAAAUACAAAUAAUGAAUUCAAUAAAAAAUCUAUUCCAUCUAAUUAUUAUAAUCAAAUGGAUCAUUAUAAAGCAUUAGCAAAUGAAUAUGUGAAUAUGGAUGAUAUUCAAACGAAUUCUGAAUCAUCUUCAUUGAUUCCUCAUAGUGAUGAUCAUCAUAAUAAUAUGGUUGAUAAUAACAUAUUCGAAUCAAUUCAUCAUCGUCAACCAUCAUCAUUAUCAUCAUCAUUCACACAAUCACAAUCAUCAUUACCACAAAUGGAUAAUGGAAAUUUUAUCGCUUAUAAACAAACUACUCCAUUAAUAUAUUCAUUAACUGAUUUAAAGAAAUCGAAUCAAUUAAAAAAACCUACAUCAAAUAGGUAUCAGUUGAAUUCUCGUAUAGGCAAUCCGUAUUCAUAUGACGAUAUGGAUGAUAAUCAUGAUGACGAUGAUCGUCAUCUCAUAGAAGAUGAAAUUAUUAGAAAUAAUCGUAUUAACAAGUCGAAUUCAUGGUUAUUAACUACAAAUAAAAAAAGUCGACAAGAAUUUUGGAAUACGUUCAAAGAAUUACAAGAUCUUCAUGAAAGUUGUGGAUUAAAUUCAAAUAUUUGGUUAAAUGAUAGUCGUUGUCGUAUAAUGGAUUAUACUACUAUUAAUACUACUAAUUCAACAGUGGUAACACCAACACAACCAGUUAAUUUAAAUGAAUCUCGAUUGAAAUUAAAUAAGAAACGUGAAUUCCCUUCGAAAGAUGAUGAUCUUGGCAAGUACUUGUUUAAAUGUAUCUAUACACCACCAUCUUGCGGACGUAAACAAAUUCAUUCAAAUACAAUAACAAAUCGUUCAAUGACAUCUAAUUCAUUAUUCAAUAAUUCAAUAUCAAGUCCAUUUAAUCAAAAACCGAUUUCUAUAUUAAAGACUAAAAUGUGUCUAUCCAAUAAAGAAAUUUCGGUUUCAACAAUGGCUGAUUCUAUGAAAACGACGAUUACAACAACAACAACAGCAGCAGCGACGAUUGUUUCUUCUUCAUCAUCAUUACCUUCAUCUUCAUUAUUCUCCACUUCUUUGAAUCCUGUCGUAUCCUCCUCAUCCUCCACAUCAUCAUCUUCAUCACGUUCGACAUAUACAGCAAAUGUAACAAAUCGUAGUAAUAUAAGAAAUUCAUCACAUCUAAUGAAUGAAAAUAAUUUACUAAGUAAUGAAUUAAAUCUUAUUAAAAAUACUACUGAUCAAGAAAUCAGUAAUAAAAUUUAUGAUAAUAAUGAUGAUGAUUGUAAUAUUGAUGAGGAUGAUGAUGAUUGUGAUGUCACGUUAAAUUUAUCAACUGUUCGUCCAAGUAUUGUGAAUACAGAGAAAUUUCAGCAUAAAUUAUUACAGGAUAAUGUAAAUAAUAAAUGUAAUGAAUUCACUUUCUCCGCUCCUCAUCGUCUCUCUUUAACAUCAUCGAAUACACCAAUCUUUAAUAAAUCUAUCGAAAAGAAUGAAUUUCUCUUUUCAGCACCAUUAAUAAGUAAAACAAUUAAACAUAAUCAAUCCAUAGAUAAUAAUAUUGACAAAGUUUCAGUCUUACCAAUCUCAAUGGAUGAAUCAAAUCAAUCCUCUUCUAAUGCUACUACUACUACUACUAACAAUAAUAAUGAUUUUGAUGAAAGUACUAUAAAUUGUGAUCAAAUGAAUACGGCGAAGACCACAUACUUAAUUGAGGUUGACAAUACAACUUCUCUUACUAAAACUCCAAUUUUCACACCUACAAAAUUACAAAAUCCAACGCUUGUUUUAGAUCGAUUUCAUACUAAAGAAACGACUCAUCCGUUAACUAAUAAUGAUGUUGAUAAUAACGAAGAUGCUACUCCAAAAGUUACAGUAAAGUCACGCAAAACACGUGAUCAACAUCAUCAUAAAAUCUCUACUCAUUCUUCACAACAAACAACAGAAUCUAUGCUUGAUCAUUUAGAUCGUCUUCAUCAAGAACAUAAUCAUCAUUAUCAUCAUCCAUAUCAACCAAUUGAUAUGGAUGAUUUUGAUGAUAAUUCAUCUGUAACAAGUUCUAUGACUGAUUCAUCAGAAACUGUACGUCGAUCAACUAGACGUGUUAGACCACCGAAACGUUAUGAUUCGUCAGCUGUUUAGUAAUCCCUUAAUUCUAUACAUUGUAAUGAUAUACUAUUGAACUGGGUUUUUUUAUGGAGAAUCUUUGUAUAAAAAAAAGUAAGACAAUAUGUUUUUGUGAAGUUUUGUUUUAAUGGUUCAAUGUUGAAGAAGGAAAAAAAUACUGAUUAUUUGUUACCUUAUGUGUUUAUAUGUAAUAAAUAUUCAUUGGAACAUGUAAAUUGGAUAGAAUUGUAUACUGUGCAUUUUGUUGCACAGUGUACUUUUUGUUUGUUUUUAAAUUAAAAUGAAUUUAUUCUUAAGAAAAUUGUUUAAAUGGAUUAG